Messenger RNA from Polistes canadensis, 534 nucleotides. RefSeq lists its product as uncharacterized. NCBI's taxonomy places the organism in Eukaryota, Metazoa, Arthropoda, Insecta, Hymenoptera, Vespidae. Bases 1 to 534 code for a protein of 177 amino acids. The transcript has 3 exons. The record is from RefSeq and is a predicted model, not a curated record.
AUGUCGCAGAAUGCAAAACUUGCAUUCACGUUAGAAUCAUCUACGAGAGUUACCAUUUGUUUUUUGUUAUCCUUGACGUAUUGUUCGGCUGAAAAAUUAUCACCCGAUCAAAAGGCACCACCUUUUGCUCGUAUCUCAGGUGGACUUAUUUUGAAUACACCAUACGAAAGUGGAGGUCAAGUUGGAACAAGUUCGAAUAACGUUGAUGGUGUUCAAAGGGAAGAAACGGAAGAUAUUAAAAUUGUUGAUGGUCAACCGGUUCGUGUAGUGAAAGGAAGUUAUUCGUACAAAAGUCCUGAAGGACUUCCUGUAGCUGUCAAAUAUAACGCUGAUGAAAAUGGGAACCAUGCAUCUUUCAAAUUUGGUACAGCUGUUGGGAAUGGUGGUGGUACAGGAAUUGGUGGUAAUGGAAAUCGUGAAACAGCACCAUAUCCACCAGCAGGAAAACCUAAAAAUGGAAAAGAAUUAGAAUAUAUACCACCAAAUUCAGAUAAAACCAAUAACGUUGAUAGAAAAUAUCUUCCACCACAAUAA